AUGGAUUGCGCAGGCAAGACAUUCGAGACCCGGGACCCUCGCACCGGCGAGGUGAUCGCCACCAUCGCCGAGGGAGACAAGGCCGACGUCGACCUCGCCGUCAAGGCCGCCCGGGAGGCCUUCGACAACGGGCCCUGGCCCAGGAUGACGGGCUACGAGCGUGGGCGGAUCCUGCACAAGUUCGCGGACUUGAUCGACUCGCACGUGGAGGAGCUGGCGAUGCUGGACACGGUGGACGCCGGCAAGCUCUUCCUGGUCGGCAAGAUCCGGGACAUCCCGGGCGCGGCGCACCUGCUGCGCUACUACGCGGGCGCCGCCGACAAGAUCCACGGCGAGACGCUGAAGAUGGCGCAGCGGAUGCACGGGUACACGCUCAAGGAGCCCGUGGGCGUGGUGGGCCACAUCGUGCCCUGGAACUACCCCAGCACCAUGUUCUUCUUCAAGGUCGGGCCGGCCCUCGCCGCUGGGUGCACCGUCGUCGUCAAGCCCGCCGAGCAGACGCCGCUGUCCGCGCUCUUCUACGCGCACCUCGCCAGGGAGGCCGGCGUCCCCGACGGCGUGCUCAACGUCGUCCCCGGGUUCGGACCCACGGCGGGGGCCGCCGUCGCAUCGCACAUGGGCAUCGACAAGGUCAGCUUCACGGGGUCCACGGAGGUCGGACGGGUCGUCAUGAAGGCGGCGGCCGAGAGCAACCUCAAGCCCGUGUCGCUCGAGCUGGGUGGCAAGUCGCCGGUCAUCGUCUUCGACGACGCGGAUCUCGACAUGGCCGUCAACCUCGUCAACUUGGCCACGUACACCAACAAGGGCGAGAUCUGCGUCGCCGGCACACGCAUCUACGUGCAGGAAGGGAUCUAUGACGCGUUCGUGAACAAGGCCGCCAAGCUCGCCAAGAAGUCGGUGGUCGGGGACCCGUUUAACCCGCGUGUCAAUCAAGGCCCUCAGGUCGACAAGGACCAGUACGAGAAGGUUCUCAAGUACAUUGACAUCGGAAAGCGGGAAGGCGCCACGCUGGUCACCGGAGGGAAGCCCUGCGGCGACAAGGGCUACUACAUCGAGCCCACCAUCUUCACGGACGUCAAGGACAACAUGACGAUCGCACAAGACGAAAUCUUUGGGCCGGUGAUGGCGCUCAUGAAAUUCAAGACCGUUGAGGAGGUGAUUCAGAAAGCAAACAACACCCGGUACGGCUUGGCGGCUGGAAUCGUGACCAAGAACAUCGACAUCGCCAACACCGUAUCGCGGUCCAUCCGCGCAGGUGCCAUCUGGAUCAACUGCUACUUCGCGUUCGACCCCGACGCGCCGUUCGGUGGGUACAAGAUGAGCGGAUUCGGCAAGGACAUGGGCAUGGACGCCCUCGAGAAAUACUUGCAGACCAAGACCGUGGUCACUCCUCUAUACAACACGCCCUGGCUCUGA
This is a messenger RNA of Miscanthus lutarioriparius, 1416 nucleotides long. NCBI's taxonomy places the organism in Eukaryota, Viridiplantae, Streptophyta, Magnoliopsida, Poales, Poaceae. The record is from the annotation of a GenBank genome assembly.